AUGCUGCAGCACGCUUCUAAACCUUUACUGAAAACUUGUAAGAAGUUAUCUGCCAACUCCGUUCGUAAUUUAAUGCUCAAGGAACAUCAAGGGUUCAAAAUUUUAUCUGAAGCUGAAGUUCCUGUUCCACCAUAUGGAGUCGCCAAUUCACCAGAAGGGGCUUAUGAGCACGCCAAAAAAAUUGGAGGUAAAGACUAUGUGAUUAAAGCUCAAGUCAUGGCUGGUGGUCGUGGAAAGGGACAUUUCGAUUCCGGCCUUCAGGGUGGCGUACAAGUUGUUUAUACACCGGAGGAGGCUAGGGAGAAGGCGUCUAAAAUGAUAGGCUCUCAUUUGAUUACGAGACAGACUGACAAAAGAGGUCGGUUGUGCGAGGAGGUUAUGGUUUGUAAACGAUUGUUUACUCGUAGGGAGUACUACCUGUCCUUCACUCUUGACCGUCAAACAUCGGGUCCAGUUAUAAUCGGCUCAUCUAGAGGAGGAGUUAAUAUCGAAGAAGUGGCUAAAACGGAACCUUCAGCAAUAAUUACUGUUCCUAUAAAUAUUGAGGAAGGAGUUACUCCUAGUAUAGCUGCUAAACUUGUUGACGAUAUGGGAUUUGGGGUUAAAUGCAAGGCGGAGGUUACAGAUGUUGUUCAGAAGUUGUAUAAGUUGUUUCUGAAAUGUGACGCAACACUUCUCGAGAUUAACCCACUUGCUGAAGAUGUCAAUGGCAAGGCAUAUUGCAUGGAUUGCAAGCUGAUUUUGGAUGCAAAUGCUGCAUUUCGCCAUGCAGAUUUGUUUGCAUUAAAAGAUAUUAAACAGGAAGAUCCUCUUGAAGUGAAAGCAGAACGCCAUCAGUUAAACUUCAUUAGGCUGGAUGGAAAUAUCGGGUGCAUGGUGAAUGGAGCGGGUUUGGCAAUGGCUACUAUGGACAUCAUCAAGCUUCAUGGCGGGGAGCCAGCAAACUUCCUCGAUGUCGGUGGCGGCGCUACUGUAGAACAGGUGACGGAAGCCUUCAAGCUUAUUACUGCGGAAGAAAAGGUUCAAGCCAUCCUUGUAAACAUAUUUGGAGGAAUAAUGCGAUGUGAUGUAAUUGCACAAGGUAUUAUCAAUGCUGCGCUCGAACUGAAGUUAAAAGUUCCACUUGUUGUACGUCUUCAAGGCACAAAAGUAGAAGACGCCAAAGCUUUAAUUGCUGCAUCAAGCUUGAGGAUAUUACCUGUUGACGAUUUGGAUGAAGCAGCAAAAUUGGUUGUAAGGCUUUCUUCAAUUGUCGAAUUGGCUCGAGCUCUACCUGUUGAAGUUCACUUCAACCUUCCUAUUUAG
This is a messenger RNA of Enterobius vermicularis (human pinworm), 1305 nucleotides long. NCBI's taxonomy places the organism in Eukaryota, Metazoa, Nematoda, Chromadorea, Rhabditida, Oxyuridae. The record is from the annotation of a GenBank genome assembly.